AAAUGGACUCACUGUAUUGGUGCACGGGUGUGGGGCGUGUCUCAUGGGUGUGGUAGAUGAUAAAUGUGGUUGCACUCACCUGUUCACAGCACCUGAUGUUGAUGAGCAGAAAGAUGUCAUGGCGUCCGACGUACCGAAGCUCCAAGUUUCGAAAUGUCUAUGGAAAAGUAGCCAACCGGGAGCACUGCUUCGACGGUAUCCCCAUCACCAAGAAUGUCCAUGACAACCACUUCUGUGCCGUCAACUCCAAGUUCCUGGCAGUCGUCACAGAGAGUGCCGGCGGAGGCUCUUUCAUUGUUAUACCUGUAUCCCAGUCUGGCCGCCUGGACUCUCAUCACCCGAAAGUGUGCGGCCACAAUGGCAACGUGCUGGAUAUCAAGUGGAACCCUUUCUGUGAAAACAUCAUAGCGUCCUGCUCCGAGGACACUUCAGUGCGAGUAUGGGAGAUCCCAGAGGGCGGCCUGAGGCGCAACAUGAUGGAAGCAGUGCUGGAGCUGUACGGUCACAGCAGACGGGUGGGUCUGAUCGAGUGGCACCCCACCAGCAGCGGCAUCCUCUUCAGUGCAGGCUACGACUACAAGAUCCUCAUCUGGAACCUGGAGAUAGGCGAGCCGGUGAAAAUGAUCGACUGCCACACUGACGUCAUCCUCAGCAUGUCUUUCAAUACAGACGGCAGUCUGCUGGCCACCAGCUGCAAAGACAAGAAGCUGCGUGUCAUUGAGCCACGCUCCGGGAGAGUCCUUCAGCAAGCCAGCUGCAAGAACCACCGCGUAAACAGAGUUGUGUUCUUGGGCAAUAUGAAGCGGCUGCUCACCACAGGGGUUUCUCGCUGGAACACUCGGCAGAUCGCUCUCUGGGAUCAGGAGGAUUUGUCCAUGCCGAUGGUGGAGGAGGACAUAGACGGGCUCUCAGGACUGUUGUUUCCCUUCUAUGAUGCUGACACACACAUGUUGUAUCUGGCAGGCAAGGGGGACGGCAACAUCCGUUACUUUGAAAUCACCACAGAGAAGCCGUACAUCCAGUACCUAAUGGAGUUCCGAUCCCCUGCCCCACAGAAAGGACUAGGUGUGAUGCCAAAGCACGGGAUGGAUGUGGCAGCUUGCGAGGUGUACCGCUUCUACAAACUGGUCACCCUCAAGGGUUUGAUUGAGCCCGUUUCCAUGAUUGUGCCAAGAAGGUCAGACACGUACCAGGAGGACAUCUACCCCAUGACGGCAGGAACAGAACCGGCCCUGUCGGCCAGCGAGUGGCUGAGCGGAAUUGAUAGAGGUAAGCAACCCGUCAGAGACGCACUUGUCUGGCUUGUUAAACAGCAUUUUAAUAGGGGAGCGGCAUCUUAUUCAUUUGCUGCAACUGAUUUCCAUGAUGACUUGCAUCUCCUGCGGAUGUUCUUCCGGCAGCAGGAUGAGCUGCGGCGGCUGAAGGAGGAACUGACCACCAAGGACGUCCGAAUACGCCAGCUGGAACUCGAGCUCAACAACCUGAAGAACGUUAGCCCCAACAACGCCUGACCUCUUAGACUCCUGGACUGGCAAAGCCUCGCUUCCUUUGCCCCCCCCACUUCUGACCUCCAACAACCUUCUGAGCCCUUCGCCCUGCUUUUUUGAUAUAUUUCAUUAUAUCAUAACUUCAUUCUUCCUGCUGUUCCACGUAGUGCACACAAUAACAUGGUAACCAUUGGAUAAUGUUAACUGAUCCAAAUACUGCAAUAUUGUAGUAGUGACAAAUACAAGUAAUGAGGCAUGACAGAUCAGGGAUUGCUACUUAAGCAUUAAAUCGCUGAUAUAGAAUGCAGAGAAUUUUGGUAUUUUCAGUUUUUAUAAAUGUAAAUGAUUGAUCUAGCAGUGUUAUUCCACGCCGCCUAGGUAUUCGUCUCACUUUGCCUACCCUCUUGUCCAUGUGGCAAUGCCUUGAUCACCAUGCAAAAAAAAAAAGUCCUGUACUGACCAAACCACCUCCGAAUUGUAAUUUUUAUGUUGAGGUUAAAACUGGAGAAGACUAUUACUGCUCCUAUUUUUCUUCCCCAAGGCCUUAGACCCUGCUGCAGACCCAGUUUGCAGCGAGCUGCAACAUUAUCUCAAAAUGGCGGACGAGGAGAGCUUUGCAGACAUGGACCAUGUUUUUCCCACCGGGCUGCUUAUCCCAUUACCUACAAACAGUGGCUAGAGAUUUACUUUGUCACACUGACACUUAGCUACUCCAGACAGUCUUUCCCCAAGGACAGCACAUAGUUCACUUUGUUCAGGUAUCUCUUUAUUUAAACAAUGGGGACGCAGCUGAGGAGACAUGGAUCCGAGGGAAGCUUUGCUGGCUGUUACUGGUUUUUAGGGCUAAUUUUGAUGAUGGGGUAAUGUAUAUUUGCUUUUUAUUUAUUAUUUGUCACAUCUUACCUUUUUAGCUAAUAACAUGUAUAUUUCUUAAUCCCUUUGUUUUUGUAUGACACACUGCGCAAGUAAUGAUUGUGAUGCUUGAUAGAUUUUGCUGAAUGUUUCCGGUGGAAAUGGUGCAAGACUUGUGUGACACAGCACCUUAAAAAGGUAUUUCUUCUUAGCUCUUUGUCUCCAACAACGUAACUUCAGAUAAGUUAUGAAGCUAUAUAAUUUCCUACUUUUAAAAGUGCAAACUGGAAUAAUAACCAACCAUUUGACAUUUAAACCAAGUAUAUUACUAUUACUGAGAAAUGUUUGUCUGUAGCCGUGUAAUUUUUGCUUUCAAGACGUCAGGUGACGUGCCUCUCCUCCACCCGUGCCGACAACACAUACAGGAGAAAUUUGCGCUGCCUCGGUUUUACCCUCAGACCUUGUUUUCAUUCAGCUUUACAUUUGAGAGCGUUCGAAUUUAAUUGGCACUAUUUUAAGAGCCGAGCUCGAGAAAUUCCACUGCAUGCAUGACAAGGAUGGAAAUGGUAAGUUAACAGCGAGUUACGGACUAAAGGUCACAAGUCUUUCCUCAUAACAUCAUCGCAGGCACAUAAAGGGCCAAAGCUUCAUAGCUUUAGCUAGAGAAGAUGAGCCCUUACAAUGAAGACUUGAACAAUGGUAAAUAUCUGCGUUAAAUAAAAGGCUACAGUGAAAGUAGACAGAUCGAGGAGCUGCAGUGACAGACAGGAGACAUGUCGAGUAACUUUAGUCAUGACAUUUUUGACCAAACAGUUACUGCUGCAGACUCAAAGUAAACCCCAACUUAGAUUUGCUUAGUGUGGUAGCAGUGUACUGUAGGUGUAUACGAGUUCAGUAUUGUGAAAAGAAAAAGGCAUUCUGUAAAUUCUUUUCUUGAUUUUCCAUGUAGAUGAUCAAAAAUGACAACUGUCAUCACUCCCUGGAAUUCUGUAUACACUUUUUUUUU
Molecule: messenger RNA, 3345 nt
Organism: Pundamilia nyererei
Lineage: Eukaryota; Metazoa; Chordata; Actinopteri; Cichliformes; Cichlidae
Gene: coro2ba
Product: coronin, actin binding protein, 2Ba
Exons: 11
Coding region: 57-1511 (484 amino acids)
Molecular function (GO): actin filament binding
Source: RefSeq, a predicted model, not a curated record